Messenger RNA from Microthlaspi erraticum, 999 nucleotides. The record is from the annotation of a GenBank genome assembly. NCBI's taxonomy places the organism in Eukaryota, Viridiplantae, Streptophyta, Magnoliopsida, Brassicales, Brassicaceae.
AUGGAUAAGACAAGGACAUUGCUUUUCUCGCUGCUCUUGUUCACAUUCCUCACAACCAUAUUAUCUCAAGGAACACUCUGUAACAAAGAUGACAAAAAUACCCUCCUCAAAAUCAAGAAAUCCCUAAACAACCCCUACCACCUCGCCUCGUGGCAACCUGAAACAGACUGUUGCUCAUGGUACUGCCUCGAGUGCGGCGACGCCACCGUUAACCACCGUGUCCCCGCCCUAACCAUAUUCUCCGGCGGGAUAUCCGGUCAGAUCCCGCCUGAAGUCGGCGACUUGCCGUAUCUGGAGACACUUAUCUUCCGCAAACUCACUAAUCUCACCGGUCAAAUCCAACCCACCAUCGCUAAUCUCAAGAAACUCCGGAUCCUCAGGCUCAGCUGGACGAAUCUUACCGGUCCAGUUCCUGAUUUUCUCAGCCAGCUUAAGAAUCUCCAGUUCUUAGACCUUUCCUUCAAUGAUCUCUCUGGCUCCAUACCAGCUUCUCUCUCUUUGUUACCUAAUCUCUAUUCUCUUGAUCUCAGCAGAAACAAACUUACAGGUCCAAUACCAGAGUCAUUUGGGUCGUUUAUAGGAAGAGUCCCUGACCUUUACCUUUCACACAACCAGCUCUCCGGUUCAAUACCCAAAUCACUAGGCAAUCUCGAUUUUAACCGGAUCGAUUUCUCCCGGAACAAGCUCCAAGGUGAUGCGUCGAUGUUGUUUGGAGCCAACAAAACGAUAUGGUCCGUUGAUUUAUCGAGAAACAUGUUCCAGUUCGAUCUCUCCAAAGUGGAGAUCCCUAAGACACUUGGUACCUUGAACUUGAAUCACAAUGGAAUCACAGGGAAUAUUCCGGUUCAGUGGACCGAAACUCCUCUUCAGUCCUUCGAUGUUAGCUACAACAGACUCUGUGGACAAAUCCCCAGUGGAGGGAGUCUUCAGAAGUUUGAUUCUUAUGUCUAUGCUCACAACAAGUGUUUGUGCGGUGCACCUCUUGAUAGUUGCAAGUAA